Molecule: messenger RNA, 1791 nt
Organism: Erinaceus europaeus (western European hedgehog)
Lineage: Eukaryota; Metazoa; Chordata; Mammalia; Eulipotyphla; Erinaceidae
Gene: ANP32B
Product: acidic nuclear phosphoprotein 32 family member B
Exons: 7
Coding region: 16-1395 (459 amino acids)
Biological process (GO): regulation of apoptotic process
Cellular component (GO): nucleus
Molecular function (GO): histone binding
Source: RefSeq, a predicted model, not a curated record
AUAACGCCGGGAGCCAUGUUUGCAGCCUCCUCCCGGGAUGCGCGGCCGGGAGGAGGCCGAGGAGCCGCGCUGUCAGCCUGCGCUGGGCCGGGCCGGUGUCCGCGCGCCCCGGGGACGAGGCAGGGGCCGGGGCCGGGGCGCGGGUGGGCGGGCGGGCGGGCGGAGGGCCGGGCCUCGUGGUGGGCGCCGGCCGGCCGGGCGAGGGGCGAGGCGGCGGCUCGGCAGCCGGAGGGGCGUUCGCGGGCCCCGCGUGUUCGGGGCUUCGGGGCGGUCGGGCGGGCGCGGCCUGGCGCGCCGAGCGGGGGAGGGGCGGGCCCGGCCCGGGCGGCGGAGGUGGCGCAACCGCCGCCUCUCCCGGGGCCAAGUUUGAAAAAAGGACACGGUUCCCGCCAUUUUUCAAGCCUAAAAAUAAAACUUUCUUCCCCCGGCCCUCUCGCUCCCUUCCCUCCCUCCUCGCGCUCCGGCCUCUCCCCCACCCCCACGCCCGGCGGCUCUCGACCUCCUCGGGGCGGCUUCGCGGCGGCUUGGCCCCCCGACCCCCCUCGCCCUUCGCAGCGGCGGCGGAGCCCGGGGCGCCCGGUGCCCGGGAGGCUGGUCCCCUCAGUGUGGGCGGGCGGGCGGGCGGCGGCUCCUCUUCGCGCCAGUCGGUCGGGACGCGCCACAGGCCGCCGCAGCGCCAUGUUGGCGAGCGCGCGUCUCCCUCCGCUGCGUGAGGUUCGAGAACUUGUCCUGGACAACUGCAGAUCAAAUUAUGGGGAAAUUGAGGGCUUAACAGCUGAUUUCGUGAACUUAGAGUUCCUCAGUUUAAUAAAUGUAGGUUUGAUUUCAGUCUCAAACCUUCCCAAACUACCUAAGUUGAAAAAGCUUGAACUCAGUGAAAAUAGAGUCUUUGGAGGGCUGGACAUGUUAGCAGGAAACCUUCCAAAUCUCAAACAUCUAAACUUAAGUGGAAAUAAACUGAAAGAUAUUGGCACCUUGGAACCUUUGAAAAAGUUGGAAUGUCUGAAAAGCCUGGAUCUGUUUAACUGUGAGGUUACUAACUUGAAUGACUAUCGAGAGAGUGUCUUCAAGCUCCUGCCUCAGCUGAAGUACCUGGAUGGUUAUGACCGAGAUGAUGGAGAAGCCUCUGACUCAGAUGCUGUAGACGAAGAUGAAGAGGAUGAAGAUGAGGAAGAUGAAGAAGAUGAGUUUGAUGAUGAAGAGGAUGAAGAUGAAGAUGUUGAAGGGGAAGAGGAUGAAGAUGAAGUCAGUGGGGAGGACGAAGACCUGGGACAUGAUGGAGAGCUUGAUGAAGACGAAGAUGAUGAUGAUGAAGACGAAGAUGAAGAGGAGGAAGAAAGCGGGAAAGGUGAAAAGAGGAAGAGAGAAACAGAUGAUGAAGGAGAAGAUGAUUAAGACCCCAGACAAGCUGCAAAAAAAUGGGGAAAAAAACUGUUCAGUAUUGGUUGGACUGCUCAUGUGGAUUUGGUAGCUGUUUAAAAAUAAAAAAGAAAGGUAGCUCAGAUACAAACCCCAGGACACCCACCCACCCAAAGAGCCAAAGAAUAGUUCCUGUGACAUUCCGCCUUCCUCCGUUUAGUCCCUCUUGGAAAUCCACCACCAAGCUUUGGGGACAUCACCCCAACCAAAUUGUAAGCAUUGUUAGGUUUCCGUGUAAGACUCCGGCUGUAGCGUGGAUAGCUGUGAUUGGUGAGCCAACCAUCUGUGGCUGCCAGUUACACCAAGAUUGUAACAGCAUUUUUACUUUCUGUACAACAAAGCUUUGUAAAUAAAAUCUUAACAUUUUGGGUC